AUGAUCCUCUCCAACUGGGUGGCCUCCCUCCUGGCCGGCUUCGUCGCCGUCCAGGCGGCUUUCGCCAUCGACAUCACCGUCAACGACCAGGGUUCCCUAUCCAAGGCCGCCAAGCAGGUCGCAACCGACAUGAUGGAUUACUAUAAUGAUCGCGAUUCAAAGAAUAUCCCCGGAAAGUUCGAUGGUACCUGGUGGGAAGGUGGUUCCAUGUUUAUGAUCCUCAUUCAAUAUUGGUUCUUGACCGGUGAUGAUCAGUUCAAUGCUGCCGUGCAAGAAGGCAUGUAUUGGCAAAAGGGCGACGACGACUUCUUCCCUUCCAACUACAGCUCGUAUCUCGGAAAUGACGAUCAGGUCUUUUGGGGUCUCGCCGCCAUGACCGCCGCCGAAUUGAAUUUCCCGGAAGAGGACGGCCAGCCGUCAUGGGUCUCUCUCGCGCAGGGUGUGUUCAAUACCCAGGUCCCCCGCUGGGACACCAGUACCUGUAAGGGUGGUCUGCGCUGGCAGAUCUGGCCCUACCAGGAUGGAUACCAGACCAAAAACGCCAUCUCGAACGGUGGUCUCUUCCAACUGUCUGCUCGUCUUGCACUUUACACCCACAACCAGACCUAUGCCCAAUGGGCCGAACGCAUCUGGGACUGGAGUGCCAGCACGCCACUCCUCAAGGAGAAAAACUGGAACAUUGCCGAUUCCACCACCCCCGCAACACAAUGUACAGAUCACGGUGACUGGCAAUGGACCUAUAACUAUGCCACCUACAUCAGCGGUGCCGCCUACAUGCACAACUACACCAACGGAACUGAAUCGAAGUGGAAGGAAGGAGUUGAGGGCUUGCUCGGCACCUCAGAGCAGUUCUACCCAACCAAAGGUUUUGGCAAGGACGAUGGCUCGAUCUUGGUGGAGAUCACCUGUGAAGCAAUCGAGAAAUGCGACCGUAACCAGCGAACCUUCAAGGCCUACUUUGCCUCCUGGCUCGCCUGGCUGACUCUGAUUGUCCCGGGUACAUCUGAUCAGAUCAUGCCGAAGCUCCAGACCUCCGCGGUGGCCGCCACCAAGACCUGUGUCAAGAAUGGCCACCUCUGUGGUAUCCAGUGGUACAAGCAGGCUUCGGAUGGAACGGAUGGCUUAGAGCAGCAGCUCGCGGUGCUAGGUGUUCUCAACGCUAACAUGGUGCCAUUGAAGAACGCGGCACCUUAUUCAUCAGACAACGGCGGUACUUCCAAGAGUAACCCGAAUGCUGGUACCAACUCAUCCAACACCAACACCCUCAUCGAGAAACCGAUCACGACUGGCGACCGAGCGGGUGCCGGAAUCCUGACCGUCAUCUUUGUGACUGGUUGGGUGGUGGCGAUUACCUGGAUGAUUCGUGGUGGUUAG
Penicillium waksmanii is the source of this 1374-nucleotide messenger RNA. Its product is annotated as glycoside hydrolase family 76 protein. The transcript is spliced from 3 exons. Lineage: Eukaryota; Fungi; Ascomycota; Eurotiomycetes; Eurotiales; Aspergillaceae. The record is from RefSeq and is a predicted model, not a curated record. Bases 1 to 1374 code for a protein of 457 amino acids. Gene Ontology annotation, molecular function: mannan endo-1,6-alpha-mannosidase activity. Gene Ontology annotation, biological process: carbohydrate catabolic process; fungal-type cell wall biogenesis.